AUGUUCCAACAAGAUGAUUCUACUUUUCUCAUGCUUGAUAGUGCACUCUUCUAUAAACGUGCCUUCAUGCACCUUGAGUUAAGUGAUUCCAACUACAAAUAUUGUCCAUCUAGAGAUGAAUGGGACAAGAUUGAAAAGAUCAAUGAGUUCUUGCAUGUAUUUUAUGAUAUUACUUGCGUCUUCUCUAAAACCAAGCAUCCAACUGCAAAUCUUUACUUUCCUUAUGUUUUUACUGCACAUCUGACAUUACAAAAAGGAUUGAAAAGUGAUGAUGCUUAUAUUGUGAAUAUGGCUGAAAAGAUGUUCACUAAAUUUGACAAAUAUUGGUCUGAAUUUAGUAUGAUUUUAGCCAUAGCUGUCAUUUUGGAUCCUAGAUAUAAGAUGAGUUUUGUUGAAUGGUGCUACAAUAAGUUGCAUGGUGAUGAUGGGGUGAACGAAUCAACAAAGGUGAAAGACAAAUUGGUUUCCUUGUUUAAUGAGUAUGCAAAUGAUGGAAUCAAAAACUAUUCAUCUAUUUCUUCAACAAGGAGGGCUGGAGAUGGUGGGAGUGAGACAAUUGAUGAAACAUCAUUUUCUACUACAUCUAGAGAUGUUUUGAGUGAAUUUGAUAGUUUUCAUAGAGUGAUUGUGCCACAAAAGACUCAGCUUGAAUUAUAUUUAGAGGAUCCAAGGAUUGACAGAAGAAAUAUUAGCUUGGAUGUGUUAUCAUAUUGGAAGGCUAAUCAAUUUAGGUAUCCAGAAGUUGCUGCAAUGGCAAGAGAUAUUUUUGGGAUACCUAUUUCUAGUGUUGCUUCGGAAAGUGCUUUUAGUGUUGGAGGAAGAGUACUUGAUCAAUACCGAAGUUCACUCAAACCUGACAUAAUUGAAGCAUUGAUUUGCACUAGAGAUUGGUUAUAUGGAGAGCAAGAGAAAUCAGCAAUAUCUUUGGAAGAAUUGACAGAAGAUAUCAUGGACAUGAGUCUACAUUCAAUAACUGAUCAUGGCGCUCAAAAUAGUUACUCGGUUGGUUAA
Gastrolobium bilobum is the source of this 1011-nucleotide messenger RNA. Its product is annotated as zinc finger BED domain-containing protein RICESLEEPER 1-like. The record is from RefSeq and is a predicted model, not a curated record. The coding region runs from base 1 to 1011 and encodes 336 amino acids. Lineage: Eukaryota; Viridiplantae; Streptophyta; Magnoliopsida; Fabales; Fabaceae. Gene Ontology annotation, molecular function: DNA binding; protein dimerization activity. The transcript is spliced from 3 exons.